AUGGAUAUUUUAACUUGUAGCUGGUUAAUACUUGAUAUUGGAUGUUUGGCUAUAGUUCUCAGCACUAAAUUCAAAAAUCUAGUACCCAGCUUUCUGCAAGACCUCAUGGUGUAUGGCAAGACGAGACAACUUGGACAAGACAACAGCAAGAAAAGUUUACAUUGGUUGAGACAACUGCUGCUUGUGCCACAUAGGUAACUGCACCGAUAGAUUAGUACAUGUGCAUACCUGCCAAUUCUCCUGAUUUUGUCGGAUGUCACACAAUUUUCUAGCAAAUCUCCCGAUCAAAGGUCAUGUUCAAUCCUGUAUGGAAUGACACUUUUUUGUGUGCUGGACAUGUGCACCAAAUACUGGUAAAUAUAUUGCUGUACAGAUGGUUGUGCUGUCCCAGACAUGUCCAGCACACAGCGCUUAGAUUUCAUACUGGUGCCAGACAGCAUUUUCUCCACCGCGCGCGGAAGAUCUUCCGCGCGCAUUUUUUAUGCUUUCUAUAUAUUUACUAUUAAAUUUUCGAAAUCUUCCGCGUGCAAUUUCCAAACUUUGCAGUCUGGUACUGGUGUUCACCAGAUUUAUCUCUGACUAUGCAAUUUCUAUAUUAUAGAUGGUUUAUACAUUUCUAUGCACUGGGUCUUGUUUGGAACAUUUUCCUACUGGCCAUAUUUGUUCACACUAUUAUCAAAGAAGAUACAUCCUAUCCAGGCAUGCAUGGAAUUGUCCAAUAUGUCAUCACAACAAGCGCUUCGCAAACAGACUGUUUCUCUGUACUAUUAACCCUAGUUUUGCUAACAAUUCAAUUGUUUCGAAGAUUAUAUGAAAGCCUAAUUGUGGCGUCAUUCUCAGGAAAAAUGCACCUCAGCCACUAUGUAAUAGGUGUGCUGUUCUAUUUCUUGGUGAACUUAACAGUGGUUGCAGAAAUACCACUCUCUCUUUCAAAAGGUACCAUGAUUUUUUUUUAUCAUAGUGGCAUUGCUUAUUUAUUUUUGUAUCUCCUCUGUUCACAAUAUUUACUUCUGCAGUAUUCUACAUGGAUAUGGCACAAAUUGUCCCCACCCUUUUCAAAUACAAAGCCAAAAAUAAAAAUAUAUAUAAAAAAUUUUGCAGUGUACACAGUGUGUACCUAUUUUUUCACUCCAUGACAAAUUCCUCAGUUUAUUUUUGACAAAUGCCAAAAUAUAUAUUUUUAAAACUAAAGGUUGGUACAAGUCGUGUCUAAAGCCAUCCCACCAAGUAUCCUGGUUGCAGUUUCUGGCAUUAUUAUUAUUCCUCUGGGUAAGUUACCAUCAAUACCAGUGUCAUACCAUCCUCGGCAAGCUCACCACCUGGACAGCUGA
Messenger RNA from Paramuricea clavata, 1331 nucleotides. The record is from the annotation of a GenBank genome assembly. NCBI's taxonomy places the organism in Eukaryota, Metazoa, Cnidaria, Anthozoa, Malacalcyonacea, Plexauridae.